Molecule: messenger RNA, 4195 nt
Organism: Caenorhabditis auriculariae
Lineage: Eukaryota; Metazoa; Nematoda; Chromadorea; Rhabditida; Rhabditidae
Source: the annotation of a GenBank genome assembly
AUGAUCGUUAGGUCCGAAUUCGGGUUGGAGCUACCUACAAAGACAGUUCAUGAGCGGAUUCUGGAUAAAUGCUUGGAAUGGCCGGAAAAGACGGCGUUAGUCGCGGCGGAAGACGCAAAUGACUCUAUCACCUUCAAACAGCUCCACGAUUACUCUUUGGGUGUAUCGGCUUGGUUACAAGAUCACGGCUAUAUCAAGGUUUAUCAUUUAACAAAGGAAAGGCAAAUGGAAAGAGAAAACUCCGAAAACUGGGGUCUUUCGAAAAAAAAUUGAAAUGAAAAUUUUCGCGACGUUUAUCCGUGGAGCGCAUUGCGCAUACGAGCUUUCAUCAUUAAUUUUUUUGCGUGUGUCUUUUUUCAAUUUUAACAAUCUUUUCAGGGCGAUAUCGCCCUAAUUUGCACCUAUAACGACUGGCGGUACUUUCCAUUCAUUUUGGGAUGUUGGAAUGCUGGAUUGAUCGUCUCCUGCGCGAGUCCACAAUUUACAAAAUGUAUGUUUAAAUUAAAAAUAAGAUUUCUCAAGAAAAUGGAUUUCAGACGAGCUUUCUGGUCAAUUGGAAGAUGCUACAGCGAAACUCGUUGUGGUUGAUAAAUAUACAUUCAAAAACGGCUAAAGAGGCGAUAAGUUCCAAUUUAGGGAUUAAGGUUAUUAUUCGCUAAAAAAAUUCAAACUUAAUUUUUUUUAAUUUAGGACUUUGUUUGUCUAACUCCAAAUUUUGACUCAAAUUUAAAUAUUUCCGAGUUAUUCCACUACAAAUCAAGGAGGAAAUUCGUACCUCCAAAGUUUGACCUCAAAAUCGACCUUCUUCUGCUGCCGUACUCGAGCGGGACGACCGGAAAGCCGAAGGUUUUGGUUCCUGAAAAGAAAAUGUUGAAUAACUAGCCUAAAAAUGCGAGAAAAAAAACUUUAAAACUUAGAAAUUACCGAAUUUUCAGAGAAAAAUCACUGGAAAAACAAACUUGAAAAAAAUAAAAAAUUCAAAAGUCAAAAAAGAAAAAGAAAAAAAUUCAGGGCGUCAUGAUCACACACAUGAACUACUCUUCAAUGCUAACCAGCUUCGUAUUGUAAAGUUUAAAAAAUUGUGGCUUAAAAAAAUAUUUCCGUUCAGGAAAACCGGAAAAGACAUGGUGAAGAGAGGUCUGCCGGAGGAUUUCGCUCUUCCGAUGGCUUUGCAAUUUUUGCCGAUUUACCACGCUAUGGGACUUUUUAGGUGGGGUUUUUAGCAAAUUUUAAAAAUAAAAUUGAAUGAAAAAUAAGAUUUCAGGUCAUUUGUAUCGAUUUACCAGGGGACGACUCAAAUUAUAAUGGCAAAAGUUGACCUGAAACGUGUCUUGGAGCUUGUUCAAGAACACGCGGUGAGUUGAGAGGGGGGGGAGUGGUCUCUAUGCGGGUUUAGGAACCGACCCCUGAGCUCCUAAAUCAAGCCCUAGUUUUGCCCCUAUAAAAAUCACUCAGAAGUUUCUAAAGUACAAAAAAAACAAUAAAAAUCAAAAAUGAAGUGUUGUGAAAAAAAAAAAUUAAGAACGAAAACCACGCGGUUCAGUGUAUAUUAGGUAGGUCAAGGUAGACCAAAAAAGUGUUUUUGGGGGUUUUUGGGGCAGACGAGUCUGAUAUUGCCGGAAAAAAAUGAAAAACAUUCCUAUGAAAAAAAUCUCCAAAAAAAUAUAAUUAUAUUAUACUCUUAAUGUAACCUUCACAUUGAAAAAAACUAAACAGCAAGGAAUCAAAUUUUUGGAAAUUAUCAAAAUUUUUUUGCAUUUUCUCAGGACUAAGUAAAUAUUUUAGUCUCCUAAUUUCAAUAUUAGUCCAAUAAAUCUUCAUUAAAAUGCCGGAAAAAAAUCUUCGAAAAAAUUUUGCGUUUUUUUGAAUUUUUUUCGCCAGUUUAAGUGGGGAUUAUUAAAAAGCUGAAAUAUGGGGGAAAAAAAUCUGUAAUCAAGUUUUUUUGAUGAAAAGCCGCCGAAAAAAAUGGACUUUCCAAGCUUUUUUUGUUGUUGAAAAGUUUCCAAAAAAAGGUUUAUUUUGCAUUUCUGAAGUUUUUUUGCAUGGAAAUUUCAGAGGAAGAAAAUGAAAUUAUAAAAAGCUGGUAUAUGAAUAAAGUCUAAAAUAACUCGUCCCGCCGCUAAAAACAGGGUUUUUCAAGCCUUCCUCUACCAAAUAAUCCCACAAAAAAGUCUUUUUUCGCAGCUGAUGCAGCUCUCGCUGGUCCCUGCAGUACUCCUGCGCCUUUGCGACUCCCCACUAAUGUCCAAGUUCGACCUUUCGUCGGUCUUAUCCAUCAGCAGCGGCUCCGCACCGCUUCCGCAGAGCGCCGUACGGAAGAUUCAGAAGAUUCUGCCAAAUGUCCGGAUUGGGGAAGGUAGGAAAAAAAAAUAAUAUUGAAAAAAGUAACAAUUUUUUUCAGGUUACGGUAUGACGGAGCUUACAUGCGCCUCCCAUUUCAUGAGCCCGGAAAGUCCUCCGGGAAGUAUUGGGCGCCUUGUUCCGGGCACUGAAAUGAAGGUUUACACUACUCCUAUAAAACUAAAACCUACUACUAUGAAACAAAAUCGAUUUUACGCAUUUUCUUCCCAAAGUUUGGUAAUCCUCUUCACCUGCUCCAGUUCGUAUGACGGUAACCUAUCAAGUCUCCCUAAUCUUUGAUGGAAAAAGUUUCUACCUAUCCCCUUGAAGGUGAUCUCCGAGAACGGAAACGAAUGCGGGGUUGGUCAAAUCGGCGAGUGCUGGAUCCGAGGUCCACAGGUCAUGAAGGGCUACUGGAGGCAGCCGGAAAAGACGGCCGAGGUCCUGAAUGACGACGGAUUCCUCAGGACUGGUUCGUUCAGAAAAAAAAGCCCCGCAACCUGAAGAGACGGCAGAGAAAGAAAUUCUGGUUCUUCGAAGUUCCUCUAGGUCUCCGUUGCUUUCUUGAGUUGAGCUUAUUAUAGGGAGAGUUUUGAGGUUCGGAAGAGAGGCCAGAGAACGAGAGAUUCUUUGCUUCUCUGGCCUCUCUUCGAACCGGGUUCUCUCGCUUCUGACCACCCUGUUACUGUAAUCGGCUGAAGUAGAAAUAUCAAAAUGCGUAUGAGAAGUGCACGCGACCAUGAAACUACUUGCGCGUUCUGAUAUACUGUGACCUUUUCUGCGCUCUACUGGGCUUUUCAAGCUACAAAAAAAGAUUUUCAACUAUUUUUGUGUUUGGCUAGACCUGAAAAACGUUUCCAGCACAUUAACAUGAAUUUUUCAAACUUCUAUGUCCCAAGAGACCCAGACCAGAUCAAGGAAUCGAAAUCCAGGAGACAUCGUCUGGUUCGACGAGCGCGGCGACACGUUCAUCUGCGACCGCGCUAAGGAGCUCAUCAAGGUCAACGGAAAGCAGGUCGCGCCGGCCGAGCUCGAGUCGGUGCUUCUGGAGCACGAGGCGGUCAGGGACGCCUGCGUCUUCGGAGUUGUUGAUGAACGACGUGGCGAGGCGCCCGUCGCAACGGUCGUCGUCUCGUCUGAUGUCGACGUUCGACAGCUUGAAGACUUCGUUGGCAGUGAGUUGGAGUAUUGAUUUUGUCAAAAUUUUACAGAGAUGUGUCCAAAAUUUGCAUAUUUUUCUGUUUUACCUUUUAAAUUGCUUCUUUUUUUUGGAGCUUGCCGUCUUUGUCAGCAGCUGGGGUAUUGAUAAUUUUUUUUUCUUGAAGCCACAAGAUACAAGAAAAAAACAGAGAUAAAAAAAGUUUUCAAAGAGUGCCGGACCGACAAGUACAGUAACCUUUGUUUUUUUCCAGUAAGUACUGAAAAUUUCUCGAGAAUCAUAUUAGCAGGUUUAAAAAGAGAUUAAUUUCUAAAAAAAUGGAACCAAUAAAAAAAGUUUUUCCCGGGAUUCUAGGCAAUUGGAAUCUUGGAAUAUUUUUGAAACCUCUAAAAAAAUUCCAAUUAUUUCAUUUCUCUUCUAUAAUAAACGAAAAAGUUGAAGUUAUUGGCCAGUGAGCCCAAAAUUUAAAAGCUUUGAAAUGGAAUUCUUAUUUUUGAAAGAGUUCCUAGCGCACUUUCCGAGAAAAUUUAAAUUUCAAAAAACCCUUAUUCCUGAAGCUUAAAAUUCGAUUUUUCAGAGAAACUAGCGCCCUACAAACGCUUGAAAGCCAUCGAGUUCGUGAAGGAGAUCGCGAGGACUUCAACUGGCAAAAAUGCUACGACGCGAGAUGCAACGGCGAUUUAUAAACGCUACUAA